ACAUGCCAUUCCUUACAGUAGCACAGACACAAACACCACCGGAAAAGCUCGUUUCUCAUUGGAGUUUGUGAAUAGUUGACUGUGAGCAUGUGUGACAGUCAGCUCUGCCAAAACCUGAUCCUCAACAAACAAAGGACAUGGACUACAGAGGACAACAAAGGACCAGGAACACCGCACUAGUCUUAGUACAGUCCUAAGUCCACAGCUGUCUCCUAGUCUGAGCUGAACACGAUCAGCUGUUGAAGACACGCACAGGACCGGUCCCGUUCCGUGGACACAUUUCCACCGUCAACAUGCUGAGGACGUGUGUGUCCAACAUCGGGUGGCGGAUGGGCCGUCCACACCGAGAGGGGCUCCGGAGGGUGACGGACCGGGGAGACGACGUCCACCGCCCCGCGUCCACCAGCAGCACCGUGAUGGGCCACGGAACCAAACCCAAAACCAUCGACGAUCUGCCCGGACCGAGCUUCCCGACCAGCUUAUACUGGCUGUUUGUGAAGGGAUACUUCCAAACGACGCAGCAAAUGCAAAUCGAACACAGUAAGAUCUAUGGCCCGCUGUGGAAGUCCAAGUACGGUCCUCUGGUUGUUGUGAACGUGGCCACCGCCGACCUGAUAGAGCAGGUGCUGAGGCAGGAGGGGAGACACCCGGUCCGGACUGACAUGCCCCACUGGAGGACCUACCGGGAGCUUAGGAACCAGGCCCACGGACCCCUGACUGAGAUGGGUGCCAAGUGGCAGCGCAUCCGCAGUAUCCUGAACCCUCGAAUGCUGAAGCCCAAACACGUCUCGUCCUACUCGAAUACGAUCAAUGAGGUGGUGACAGACUUCAUCCACAGAGUGGCCUGGCUGAGGGAAACCAGCGGUCACGGGCUGAUGGUCCAUGACGUGACCACAGAGCUCUACAAAUUUGCUUUUGAAGGGAUCUGUUCUGUGCUGUUUGAGACUCGAAUGGGCUGCAUGAAUGAGGAUGUGCCUGAAGAAACUGAAAAGUUCAUCUUGUCCGUGGGAGAAAUGUUCCAGCUCUCCCAAAUUGUCAUCAUCUUCCCCAAGUCCGUCUGGCCCUACCUCCCCUUCUGGAAACGGUUUGUGGCUUCCUGGGACUACCUCUUUAAAGUGGCUGAGAGGCUGGUGCAGAAAAAAAUCGAGGAGCUCCAGGAGAAAGUGGACCUGGACCAGAACGUGGAGGGAGCAUACCUCACCCACCUGCUGCUCAGUGAACAGAUGACGGUCACUGAGAUCCUGGGCAGCAUCACAGAGCUCCUGCUGGCCGGGGUCGACACAACAUCCAACACUAUCUCGUGGUCUUUGUACCAUUUGGCGAAGGAGCCAGAGAUCCAAGAGCAGUUAUACCAGGAAGUGAUAAAAGUCUGCCCUGGAGACAAGAUACCGACCAGUGACGACACAUCACACAUGCCGUACCUGAAGGCCGUCAUCAGAGAGACGCUACGGUUAUAUCCAGUGGUGCCAGGAAACGCCCGCCUCACUGUUGAAAAUGAGAUAGUGGUUGGAGAUCAUCUGUUUCCCAAAAAGACUCUGUUCCACCUGUGCCACUACGCCGUGUCCUAUGAUAAGAACAUCUUCCCUGAGCCCCACGCCUUCCUGCCACAGCGUUGGCUCCGAGGUUCAGAGGAGAAGGCCAAGCAGCACCCGUUUGGCUCAGUGCCCUUCGGUUUUGGGAUCCGGGCAUGUUUGGGUCGACGGGUGGCCGAGCUCGAGAUGUACCUCCUUCUGUCCAGGUUAAUAAAACAUUACGAAGUGAGGCCGGAUCCAACAGGAGCCACUGUCCAGCCCAUCACCAGGACUCUCCUGUGUCCGGCUAAACCCAUUAACCUGCAGUUUGUGGACAGAGGAGCUGGACCGCAGGAGUCCAGAGCAGCAGCACAGCAUCAACAGUGAUCUGAGUUAGUAUUCUGACUGUGUCCACUGAACCUGUUUAUAGAGCAUUCACACCACGAGGACUGGAAGGAACCCCAAUGGGAAGCACUGUAAAAACACAAGACGACUGAAGAAGGCUGGACAGCACAAUGUGUAUAGAACCAUGUCUUCAUGUAAAUACUUUGACUUAAAACAGAUGUUGUUUCCUCUGGAGAUUGUUUUAAUUCCAGUUCCACAGACACCAUGUGUUCUUUCACUUGUUAGUGGUGAAGCAGGACGUGACUCUGGUCCAAACUUCUGCAAACUGGGUCAUUUGUCACAUUAUUUGUGUGAUUUCUUUAGCUUCAGUAACACAACAGUGGAUUUAGUUAGUGAUACUAUUUUCCAUUGUUCAAUCACUUGUGAGGAAGAAAACAACAACCACAAAACAGACAAUAAAUUUCCUACAAUCAAAUCUCUAAAAACUCAGAGAAGAACUAACAUGGCUUUUCUUUAGUGUUGUGUCAAAUAUCUUUUGCAUAGAUGUAUAAGCGGGGUGGCUGGUCAAUAGAGGGCACUAGGGCCCCGCCCCAUUUGUCUAAUAUGAAGAAAAAAAUACGAAUCAAAUACAAUAAUUUUACAAAAACAUGAAUAUUUAAAUAAAAGGGGCGUUUGGACAACGUCAGGGAGCGUUUGAAUGAGAAAGCUGGGGGGGGGGGGGGGUGGCACUCAGGCACAAAUGAGGGGCGUUAGUCACCUGUUAUUUAUCACAUGACAAUAUAUGAUAUUUGUCUUUUUUGUCUAUUUCCAUUUCUUACAUAAUUUUGUUGCAUUUUUUGUGACUAAUUUAAUACCAUAAAUGAAUCAUCUGGUUCUUAACUUUAUUUGAAACCAAAAACCAGCCUUUAAAUAAUCCCAUUAUGACGAUGGUAUUUCUCCAGAUGAUCAUCAGUAUUUGUAAAGUGUUUUUUUCCGUAUAAUGUACAGAAUAAACUUUGGUUCUUUGGUUUGACAUUAAAAUCACAAAUCUGUGAACACUGCAUAUCGUCAUCUCUGGGGAUUUUCAGCAUUCAUUCUGUCAUAUUUAUGUCAUUUGUUAUUAAUCAUCUUCCAAUUUCUGGACAUUUCUAUGUUUCCCAUGAAUAAACCUAAGCCUGAACGCUG
Sphaeramia orbicularis (orbiculate cardinalfish) is the source of this 3020-nucleotide messenger RNA. RefSeq names its product cytochrome P450 family 27 subfamily A member 3 (gene cyp27a3). The transcript is spliced from 9 exons. Gene Ontology annotation, molecular function: monooxygenase activity; iron ion binding; oxidoreductase activity, acting on paired donors, with incorporation or reduction of molecular oxygen. NCBI's taxonomy places the organism in Eukaryota, Metazoa, Chordata, Actinopteri, Kurtiformes, Apogonidae. Gene Ontology annotation, biological process: glucocorticoid biosynthetic process; cholesterol metabolic process; cortisol metabolic process. The record is from RefSeq and is a predicted model, not a curated record. Bases 294 to 1898 code for a protein of 534 amino acids. Gene Ontology annotation, cellular component: mitochondrial inner membrane.